GCACGACGACAGCAUAUAUACACCAACGUAUAUGAAUUCAUCUUCCUUUAAUAUUUUAGCCUUUGCAUUCAAUACUUGAAAAAUACUACAAGAUAGCCUAAAGUCGGAUACACAGUCUUUUCUAAGAGUGAAACACAACGAGCACUGCAACAUGGCGUCUGAGAAGCUGCUUGCUGCUGAGGCACAAUGGCGAGAACAGUUUGCUGCAAUGCAGGAUGCAUUGAGCUCAUUGAAGCUUGAUACACAGUUAAAUUCCGUGGAUGAUCUCGACUUUGAUGAUGCCGACUUUGAAGGAUACUCUUCUGGCACCAGCGGCCAGGACGUCUGGGAUUUCAUCUCUGACGAAGACGUAGACACGUUUGGCAGUGAUUCUGUCGAAGAGCCAAUGCAUGAUCAAGACACAAGCCCAUAUGGGGCUGCUUGGCUACGGCAAAAGAGUUUUGACAUUGCUAGCAAGAAUGGCAUGACACCAGAUGUCUUUGAAGCUCAAAUCACCAGCGUCCUCGGGUCUGGUAGGUCUGAGGAUGAGCUCCAGACACAGUUGACAGAUCUCGUAGGAUACGAUGAUCUCGACUUUAUUAUCGAUUUACUGAGCUACAAGGACCAAAUCCUUGCAGCGGCUAGCCAGCCACAGGAUCAGGAACCUUCUGGUCGACUCUUGUCAAAGGCAGAGCGAGAGGAGCAGCUACGUCAGAGAGACUACCAACAUAAGAACGCCACUCUUGCUCCUAGCAUUAAGCGGGAAGCUCAGUACCCUCAUGUUUAUCGAGCGUAUAAUGCCGGCAACACUCUGAGUUCUUCUGGCAAGAAGUACGGCCUUCCUGUUGGUAGUGAACGCAAACAAUUCGAAAAGUACGAAGAAUACUCUGUGCCGGCUGGAAAGAAAGGAGUGCCUGGUCCAGGGGAGAGGCUUGUUAAGAUUUCAGAAUUGGAUGGACUCUGCAGAAACACCUUCAAAGGCUACAAGACGCUCAACCGCAUGCAGAGUCUGGUCUACCCAGUUGGCUACAAGACAAAUGAGAACAUGUUGAUCUGUGCACCAACUGGUGCUGGUAAAACUGAUGCAGCCAUGCUUACUAUUCUUCAUACUAUUGGACAGCAUGUCUUUCCGAACCCGAUGGAAGAGCUUCUCGCGACUGAAUUUUCGGUAAAUGCAGAUGAUUUCAAGAUUGUAUAUGUCGCCCCGAUGAAGGCAUUGGCAGCUGAAGUCACUGAAAAGCUUGGAAAACGCCUCGCCUGGCUUGGAAUUAAGUGUCGUGAGUAUACUGGUGAUAUGCAACUCACCAAAUCCGAAAUUGUUCAGACACAAAUCAUUGUUACGACGCCGGAAAAAUGGGAUGUUGUCACAAGAAAAGGAACUGGCGACACUGAGUUGGUUCAAAAAGUUCGUCUUCUCAUCAUUGACGAAGUCCAUAUGCUCCAUGACGAGCGUGGUGCUGUGCUUGAAUCACUGGUAGCACGUACCGAGCGCCAAGUAGAGAGCACCCAGUCUCUCAUUCGAAUUGUUGGUCUUUCAGCCACGCUACCAAACUAUGUUGACGUAGCAGACUUUCUCAAGGUCAACAAGUAUGCUGGUCUAUUUUACUUUGAUGCCUCAUUUCGUCCAGUACCACUGGAGCAGCACUUCAUCGGUGUUAAAGGCAAAGCGGGAAGCAAACAAUCAAAGGAGAAUCUGGAUACAGUUGCUUUUGAAAAAACAAAGGAAAUGUUGGAGCGUGAUCACCAGGUUAUGGUCUUUGUCCACUCCCGCAGGGAUACGAUGGUAACCGCGACAAUGCUUCACAAAAAGGCAACGGAGCAAUUCGCCCUCGACUUAUUCGACCCAACUAUGCACCCCAAGUUUGAGCAGGCCCAACGGGAUAUCAAACAGUCGAGAUCCAAAGAAAUCAGAGAUCUUCUGUCUAAAGGUAUCGGUGUUCAUCAUGCCGGUAUGGCAAGAUCUGACAGAAACCUAAUGGAACGCCUCUUUGCCGAUGGUGUCCUGAAAGUUCUCUGCUGUACUGCGACGCUUGCAUGGGGUGUGAACUUGCCCGCCGCAGCAGUUGUCAUCAAAGGCACACAGGUUUAUAGUGCCCAAGACGGUAAAUUUGUUGAUCUGGGCAUUCUUGAUGUCUUGCAGAUCUUUGGUCGUGCUGGUAGACCGCAGUUCGAAGACACUGGUAUCGGCAUGAUUUGCACUACCCAAGAUAAACUUCAGCAUUAUCUGACAGCGAUUACUGAACAGCAACCAAUUGAGUCCAAGUUUUCGACCAAGUUGGUUGAUAAUCUCAACGCCGAGAUCUCACUUGGCACUGUCACCUCUAUUCCCGAUGCGGUUCAAUGGAUUGGUUAUUCUUAUCUUUUCGUGCGUAUGCAAAGGAGUCCAAUCACGUACGGCAUCGAGUGGUCUGAAAUUCGCGACGAUCCAACUCUGGUGCAGCGCCGAAGACAACUCGCAAUCCAGGCAGCCAAGACCCUCCAGCAAUGUCAGAUGAUUGUUUACAACGAAACUACGGAAGAACUGCGAAGCAAAGAUAUUGGACGUAUUGCAAGCCAAUAUUACAUCUUGCAUACCAGCAUUCAAGUCUUUAACCAGAUGAUGCGUCCUCAUGCAACAGAGGCCGAUAUUCUCAAGAUGAUUAGCAUGAGUGGCGAAUUCGAUAAUGUGCAAUCGCGAGACACGGAGGCCAAGGAACUUACACAUCUCAAGAACGAAGUUAUUCCUUGCGAUGUCGAUGGAGGCAUUGACACACCACAAGCCAAAACGAACAUCUUGCUCCAGUCGUACAUUUCUAGAACACAGCCAGAAGACUUCGCGCUGACCAACGACAUGAACUAUGUCGCUCAACAAUCAGGCAGAAUUUGCCGCGCCCUCUUUAUGCUAGCUCUCAACCGCCGCUGGGGUCACCAAUGCCUCGUUCUGCUGACUCUUUCCAAGUCUAUUGAAAAACGCAUUUGGCCAUUUCAGCAUCCCUUGCACCAAUUUGACCUUGCCAAGCCACUCUUGAAUCAACUUGACUCCAAGGAGAAUUUGACAAUUGAGGCUAUGAAAGAGAUGGAGCCGGCUGAGAUUGGUGCUUUGGUGCACAACCAUGGCGCGGGCAAGACCAUCACCAAGAUCUUGAACUCGUUUCCCACAGUGCAUGUAGAAGCAGAGAUUGCACCAUUGAAUCGUGAUGUGUUGCGCAUCAAGCUUUAUGUGAUUCCUGACUUUUCUUGGAAGGAUCAUGUUCACGGCACCUCAGAAUCAUUCUACAUCUGGGUCGAAAACUCAGAGACGUCAGAGAUCUAUCACCACGAGUUCUUCAUUAUCAGUAGGAGAAAGCUCCAUGACGAUCAUGAACUGAACUUUACUAUUCCGCUUUCCGACCCGCUUCCCACACAAAUUUACGUCCGAGCAGUGUCCGAUAGGUGGUUGGGUGCUGAGACUGUGACGCCCGUGUCAUUCCAACACUUGAUCCGGCCCGAUACAGAGAGUGUAUACACCGAUCUGCUGAAUUUGCAACCUUUACCCAUCUCCGCGCUCAAGAACCCUGGCCUAGAGGAACUCUACGCGCAGCGAUUCCAGUUCUUCAAUCCUAUGCAAACACAAAUCUUUCACACCCUUUACAAUACAGCUGCAAACGUCCUCCUGGGAUCGCCAACCGGAAGUGGUAAAACCGUUGCUGCUGAGCUGGCAAUGUGGUGGGCAUUCCGAGAGCGGCCAAAGUCCAAGGUUGUUUAUAUUGCCCCGAUGAAGGCCCUCGUCCGAGAGCGAGUAAAGGAUUGGGGCGUGAGACUGGCCAAGCCGCUUGGUCUGAAGCUUGUUGAGUUAACUGGUGACAACACUCCUGAUACUAAGACCAUCAAGGAUGCGGACAUCAUUAUCACGACUCCUGAAAAGUGGGAUGGUAUCUCUCGUUCGUGGCAGACCAGAGGAUAUGUCCGACAAGUCAGCCUGGUCAUCAUUGAUGAGAUUCAUCUGCUCGCUGGUGACAGAGGUCCAAUUCUCGAGAUCAUUGUCUCUCGUAUGAACUACAUUGCUGAGUCGACGAAGAACGCGGUUCGCCUGUUAGGUAUGUCAACCGCCUGUGCCAAUGCUACAGAUCUUGCGAGCUGGCUGGGUGUCAAAGAAGGAUUGUUCAACUUUAGACAUUCGGUCAGACCUGUUCCUUUGGAGUUGUACAUUGACGGGUUUCCUGAAAUAAGAGGUUUCUGUCCGCUGAUGCAGUCCAUGAACCGCCCAACAUUCCUUGCCAUCAAGAAUCACAGUCCUGACAAACCAGUCAUUGUCUUUGUGGCAUCUCGUCGACAAACCCGCCUCACUGCCAAGGAUCUAAUCAACUUUUGCGGCAUGGAAGACAACCCAAGAAGAUUCCUCCGCAUGGAUGAAGAGGAUUUGCAGCUGAACCUUGCCAGAGUAAAGGACGAUGCUCUCAAGGAGGCAAUCAACUUUGGUAUCGGCCUCCAUCACGCCGGUUUGGUUGAAUCGGAUCGCCAGCUCGCCGAAGAGCUGUUUUUGAACAAUAAGAUUCAAAUCCUUGUUGCAACCAGUACACUUGCUUGGGGUGUCAACUUGCCAGCCCAUUUGGUAGUUGUCAAGGGAACUCAGUUCUACGAUGCCAAAAUGGAGGGUUACAAGGACAUGGACUUGACUGAUGUCCUUCAGAUGUUGGGUCGUGCUGGUCGCCCGCAGUUUGACAAUUCUGGUGUCGCUCGCAUCUUUACGCAAGACUCCAAGAAGGACUUUUACAAACAUUUCCUGCACACUGGCUUCCCUGUCGAAUCAUCGUUGCACACAGUCUUGGACAACCAUUUGUGUGCUGAAGUCUCGGCCGAGACAGUCCUCACCAAGCAAGACGCACUGGACUACUUGACAUGGACGUUCUUCUUCAGACGUCUACACAAGAACCCAUCUUACUAUGGCUUAGAGAUUUCUGCUGAAGAAAACAGCAGCAUAGUUGCUCAGCAGGUGGCUAACGAAUACAUGAUUGAGCUGGUAAAUAAGUCCUUGGACGAGCUCGCCGAAUCUAGCUGUGUCGAAGUCUUCCCUAAUGGCGAUGUCGAUCCUACGCCUCUUGGAAAGAUUAUGAGUUACUACUACUUGUCUCACAUGACAAUUCGCCAUCUGAGUAAGCACGCCAAAGCGGGCGCCGAGUUUGUGGAUGUUCUCUCUUGGAUGUCUCGCGCUUCCGAGUACGACGAGCUUCCUGUCCGUCACAACGAGGAUCUUGUGAAUGAAACUCUAUCUCAAAACCUGCCAUUCCCGGGCCAUACAUUUGGACUGCCUAUGUGGAGCCCACACGUCAAGGCCUUCCUGCUUCUACAAGCUCACAUGUCUCGCAUUGACCUGCCUAUCACCGAUUAUGUUGGCGAUCAAACGAGCGUCUUGGACCAGGCCAUCCGUAUUAUUCAGGCAUCUAUUGACGUCUUGACUGAGAUGGGCUUCCUCUCCAGCUGCUUGCAAAUGAUUCGACUCCUUCAAUCUAUCAAGAGUGCCCGAUGGCCCACGGACGCUCCCGUGUCUAUCCUUCCCGGAAUAGAACCCGAAACUUGCAAGGACGUGACACCACUAUCCAAGGUCAGCGCUAUGGAGCCCCAGGAGCUCUCGAAGCUUGCCAAUCGUCUGAAUGUGCCCAAGGGUGUAUUCACCCGUUUCUCGCGUGCCGCCUCUAUGCUCCCUAACAUUAGUGUUUCGAUUGGAGACAAGACAGCACUGUCACUUGCAGUGCAUAUCAAACGUCACAACGCUUUAGUUGAUCGAGAGGCUCGAAUCUACGCCCCGAAGCUACCUAAGCCGCAAUCUGAGGGCUGGUUCAUCGUUGUCGCUGACGUUGCCAAGGACGAAGUUAUUGCAGUGAAGCGCCUCGCAUGGGGCUCGCCAACAGCUACAGGCAAGAGAAAGGUCGACGCAAAGCCUAUGGCUAGGGCCACGAUUAAGCUUCCUCAGCCGGAAGCUGGCAUAGCACGAAAUGUAGACAUUAUUGUUCUGAGCGAUGCAUACGUGGGAAUGGAACACCGUGUUAUAAACGUGGACAUUCCGGCGCCGCCGUCUGUUGAUGACGACGUAGCUUCCAAGAAAGCAGCAGGUGGACAAUAAAUACUAUGAAAUAGGACCUUUGGAUAAAGAAGCUUCCAGUUGAUAUUAAAUUAGUUACAAGAAAAGA
Messenger RNA from [Torrubiella] hemipterigena, 6125 nucleotides. NCBI's taxonomy places the organism in Eukaryota, Fungi, Ascomycota, Sordariomycetes, Hypocreales, Clavicipitaceae. The record is from the annotation of a GenBank genome assembly.